Pristis pectinata (smalltooth sawfish) is the source of this 3351-nucleotide messenger RNA. RefSeq names its product VPS18 core subunit of CORVET and HOPS complexes (gene vps18). The record is from RefSeq and is a predicted model, not a curated record. Gene Ontology annotation, cellular component: endosome; HOPS complex. Gene Ontology annotation, molecular function: protein-macromolecule adaptor activity. Bases 462 to 3173 code for a protein of 903 amino acids. Gene Ontology annotation, biological process: lysosome organization; intracellular protein transport; endosome to lysosome transport. Lineage: Eukaryota; Metazoa; Chordata; Chondrichthyes; Rhinopristiformes; Pristidae. The transcript is spliced from 5 exons.
GGCACCUGGAUGUAGGAAGCACGACAGAGGAGUUUGCAGUUGGUACAAUUGCCCGUGUGGUUGGCAAUGAGUGGGAGAACUGUAGAUAGCAGGGAGAUAUUGAUGGUCUGGUCAGCUGGGCAGAAAAUGGGCGAGUGGGAUUCAGGAGACUGUAGAUGCUGGGAUCGGGAGCAGAAAACAAGCUGCUGGAGGAACUCAGCAGGUCAGACAGCAUCUGCGAAGGGAAAGGGAUGGUUGAUGUUUCAGUUUGAGAUCCUGCAUCAGGAAGUUGCCCUCCAGUCCUUGGAAAUAUAUCGCCGUUCCUUCACCUUCGCUGAGUCAAAAUCUUGGAAACUCCUUAACAGCAUUGCUAUGUCAGUGCCCGGCUUGAAGAGGAAAAGCCCAUCUUUUCCAAGCAGAGAAUUGACUUCACUCCUCCUAGUGUGAUCACCCACCUAGUGGUGUGCAACAAUCAGCUGUGCAUGAGUAUGGGCAAGGACACACUGCUCAGGAUUGAUCUUGGAAAACCAGACCAGCCAAACCAGAUUGAAGUGGGGCGCAAAGAUGAUGCCAGGAUCCACAAACUGUUCCUGGACCCCUCGGGAUCUCAUCUCCUGAUCAGCCUCACCUCCAAUGAGUGUCUCUACCUCAACAGAAAUUCUCAGAAAGUGAAGAGCCUCUCCCGCUGGAAAGGACACUUGAUUGAGAGCGUUGGGUGGAACAAACAUCUGGGCAGUGAGAGCAGCACAGGCCCCAUCCUGGUGGGGACCAGCCAGGGGCAGUUGUAUGAGGCAGAGAUUGUCGUGUCGGAGGAGCGGCUCUUCAUUUCCGGUCCCGACCAGUACUUCAAGAACGUGUACAACCUGGAGGAGGAUGGGUCCCCAGCUCCGGUCUGCUGCUUGGAGAUUGAGCGAAGUGCUGACUCUCGGCUCUUUGUCAUUGCCACCACGCGGAAGCGGUUGUAUCAAUUUGUGGGCAGGGCCCUAGAGAGUGCUGAUCCACACAUGUUUCAGCCCAUGUUCAGCCAGUACACCAACACCUUGCCCAGCUUCCAGGAGUUCCCGGCAAGCCUGGGCUACAGUGAGAUCUCCUUCUACACCUCCAAGCUGCGGUCUAGCCCCCGAUCAUUUGCUUGGAUGAUGGGCAACGGUGUGCUGUAUGGCACCUUGGACUUCACCCGGCCUGAUUCCCUUCUCAGUGACGUGCAGGUCUGGGAGUACUCGGCUGACAUUGUCCCUGAACUUGAGCCUCCUCGAUCCAUCGUCCUUACCCAGUUUCACUUCCUGCUGCUGCUGCCUGAUAGAGUGAAGGCCAUUUGCACACUGAAUGGGCAGCUGGUCUUUGAGGAUGCAUUCCCUGACAAGUUUGGCCACCUUCUCCGCAUGGUCAAAGAUUCAGUGGCUGGGCUGAUAUGGAUAUAUACGGAGAAGGCGGUGUUCCGGUACCACAUUCAGAAGGAAUCACGGGAUGUCUGGCAGAUGUACAUGAACAUGGGGAAGUUUGAACUGGCUAAGGAGUAUUGCAAAGACCGGCCUGAGUGUCUGGACACUGUUCUUGCGAAGGAGGCAGACCACUGCUUUCGAAACAAGAGGUACGUGGAAAGCGCCAAGUACUACGCACUGACUCAGAAGUACUUUGAGGAGAUUGCUCUGAAGUUCAUUGAAGCCAAGCAAGAGGAGGCCCUAAAGGAAUUUCUUCUGAAGAAGCUGAAGAACCUGAAGUUGGAGGACAAGACUCAGCUGACGCUGCUGGUGACUUGGCUGGCUGAAAUCUACCUGAACUGGCUGGGCACACUCGAGGGGGAUAAGGGCAAGCAGAACCAGUUUGAGGCAACCAGGGAGGAGUUCCGCAAGUUCCUGAGUGGCUCCAAGAUAAAGGAGUGCCUCCUGAACAACCGCUCGACCAUCUAUGACCUUCUGGCCAGCCACGGCAACGUGGAGGACAUGGUCUUCUUCUCUGUGAUCAUGCAGGACUAUGAGCGGGUGGUGACCCACCACUGCCAACAUGAUGAUUAUAGUGCGGCGCUGGAGGUGAUGUCCAAGUGUCAGGACCCUGCUCUAUUCUACAAAUUUUCUCCUGUCCUCAUGCAGCACAUUCCCAAGCAGGUGGUGGACGCCUGGAUCGACAUGAGGAAGAGGCUGGAUCCCAAAAACCUUAUCCCAGCACUGGUCAACUACAGCCAGAUCGGGAGCUCGGCACAGGUCUGCGAAGCUAUUCGCUACCUUGAGUUUUGUGUGCACCAGCUGGAGGUGACGGACCAGGCCAUUCACAACUACCUGCUCUCCCUCUAUGCAAAGUACAAGCCCAAGGCCCUGCUCUGGUACCUGGAACAGGCGGGCUCCAACACAAACUGCAUCCACUACGACCUCAAGUAUGCACUUCGUCUGUGUGCAGAGAAUAACCAAAAUCAGGCCUGUGUGCACAUAUACAAGACCAUGGAACUGUAUGAAGAGGCAGUGGACCACGCUCUCCAGAUGGAUGUGGACCUUGCUAAAUCAUGUGCAGACAUGCCGGAGGAUGAUGAGGAGCUCCGUAAGAAGCUGUGGCUGAAGAUUGCCCGGCAUGUGGUCCAGGAGGAGAAGGAUGUGAAGAAGGCCAUGGUCUGCCUGUCCAGCUGCAACCUGCUGAAGAUUGAAGACAUUCUACCCUUCUUCCCCAACUUUGUGACCAUUGACCAUUUCAAGGAGGCCAUCUGCAGCUCUCUGCAGGAGUACAACAAGCACAUUGAUGAGCUCAAGCAGGAGAUGGAGGAGGCAACUGAAAGUGCCAAGCGAAUCCGCGAAGACAUCCAAGAAAUGAGGAACAAAUACGGGGUGGUGGAGUCUCAGGAGAAGUGUGCGUCUUGUGACUUCCCACUGUUGAACCGCCCCUUCUAUCUGUUCCUGUGUGGCCACAUGUUCCAUUCCGACUGCCUGCUGCAGGAAGUGAUCCCCCACCUUUCUCCCUUCAAACAGAGCAAACUGGAGGAGCUGCAGAGAAAGCUGGUGGCUGCUGGUCAGGCUAAAUCCCGACAACGCUGCAAGGAAGGUGAGGCCAGCGACCAGGGUCAACAGUCCCGUGAUCAGAUCAAGUCAGACAUUGAUGACCUGGUGGCAGCUGAAUGUAUCUAUUGUGGAGAGUUGAUGAUUAAAUCAAUAGACAAACCAUUCAUUGACCCACAGAAAAGUGAGGAGGAGAACAGCACCUGGCUAUGAGUGUUCCCUGUGUUUAUUAAUGUUCCUCUCUGUCAGACUGCUGUCUGCCUGAAACAUCAUUGCCUCAGAUUGCAGGGGUUCAGUGCUAUGCUUUGCAAUUGUAACUUAUGCUUCUAUUCUACAGCUUGUGUAGCCUCCUCCGGGUAGCAAAUAAAGGGGAACAUGUUGUACAGUUAAA